AUGACUCAGAGACUACUAGUAAAGCUUGAUGUGCUGAAGGAAUAUACAGUGAAAAGGCUGGCUAAAUAUGAAAAGAUGAAAAGUCCAAGUCUUGGGAAAUUUGUAAAAACUCCACUGUUUGAACUUAACCUGGAUUAUGAAUUGUGUCCUGGAAAACCAAGUUUUUCAGUUUCUGCUGAGUGUGUUAUUGAAUCUUGUUGCCUUUCAAGCUACCACCAAACAAGGUCUGUGUCAGCAGCAAGCAUAGUUAGCAAGAAAACUGCUCCGAGGCCAUCUAGUGUUCCAAACAACUUGAAACUUAAACAAAGUGAUAAAAAAGGGAAGUUUCAGACUUCCAAUGGAGGCUUCAUUAUCUUGAAGGUUAACCAAAAGCUAAAACCACUUCGUUUCACCACAGGAGUUCAGAAAAGAUCUGAAAGGAUACCAUUUAACCUUAUUGACACAUGUAAAUAUUCCUAUCCCAACAACCAGGAUGAAAGCAAAACUUUGGGUCGCACAGACACUUCCCACCAUUUUUUGCCUGCAGCAACCCAGAGACAGGAUGGACAGGCAACUGCUGCUAUAGGAAAAGGUGAGAGAACAGACCAAUCCAGUAUUCACAAGGAGAUCGGCAAUCAAGAUGCUCAACAGUUGGAGAAAGACAGUAAAGUUAGAUUUGGUGUCAGUGGACAGUUACCAGAUGACCCAAAUGCAAGAAAAGACACUUCUUUGGAAGAAACUUUAAUGCCUGAGAGAGUCAGCAUUAAGAAGAGUACUGCUGACUCCAAGGACAAUGGUUUGAAAGAGAAGAAAAGCUUCAUCCCCCUGAGCAUUGAGGAUGAAAUUGAGAAACCAAAUGCCAAAAUAAUCAGAGUUGACUUGCCAAAAGAAAAGGCACCAACUUCAAUGAAAAUGAGUGAAACACAGCCUGUGCUGUGCAACAAUGAAGUGUAUCUGCAGAAAUUUAUUUUGGAUAAAAUUGCCAACCAGCCUGGAGACAAAGCCUCCGUUCGUGAUACAUGUGUGGUAUUUACACAGCUAAACCCAAUUCUACAAAACAACUAUAAUGAAACUCUUGCAAUACAUCAAGGUCAACAUUUUGCUUCUAGAGUAAUAGCAAAGAAAAGAAUGCCCACAUCAUUUUUGCAAUCCAACACAUUCAGUGCUGAGAUUUUAUCCAGCAAGAAGAUGUGUUAUAAUCCCAUGCAUUCUCAGACAGAGAAACCAGCAGAGCAUAAAAUGCCUGCACACUUCAAUAAUGCUAAUGUACCUUUUAUGAAAGAAGAUGUAAAAGAACGAAAUGCCUCACAGCUUAUUCAUAAGGAUGAGAAAUGUGAAUUUGUAGUAUGUGGGGUGAACAUUAAAACUGACAUAUACCAUGAAAUUGUAUCAGAUAGUGGGUUUUCAACAGGUAAAUCUGAAGUUCUGGAUUCCUACCACAAUUAUAUAACUCCCAUUGAAGAAGCCCCUAAGAAAAGAAUUGUUUUUGUGGACUAUGUACCCAUCUCAAAGCCAGUAAAAAUACACACAUUUGGUGAGGAACCCAUUGGCCUGGACUCCUCUCUUUCAGUUAGCAAUUACUCAGAAAUACAUGACUGUACUAAAAGCAAAGCAAUCAAGAAAGACAGAUCAGAUGUUAACCAAGAUGCUUCUGACAAGAAAGUCUUCCUGGACAAAAACAGCCUAGAUAAUAUGGAAUUUUCCAGGUACUGUCACCAGUUUUCAUUUGAAGAAGACAGUGAGAUAUCAAGCACUACAAUAUCAACAGAAUCAUCAAGAAGCUUUAAUGCAGAAGUAAAUGCUUCUCAGGUAGGAGAAAAGCAACCCAUUACAUUCUCCCUUCCUCGAGUUAUAAGCAUACCAACAGCACAAUGUGAUGCCUCUGAAUAUAACAGGGACCUGCCUAUGCAGAAGACAAAUGGUCACUGAUCUAAGUGGUGAUAAGCACCACCCUCUGAAUCAGAAGUGGAUUUUGUUUGUGUUUGCUGUUCCUCCAGUUCUGCUAAUAAA
This is a messenger RNA of Sphaerodactylus townsendi, 1989 nucleotides long. It is a transcript of the gene LG05H1orf141, whose product is annotated as linkage group 05 C1orf141 homolog. Lineage: Eukaryota; Metazoa; Chordata; Lepidosauria; Squamata; Sphaerodactylidae. The coding region runs from base 1 to 1908 and encodes 635 amino acids. The transcript is spliced from 8 exons. The record is from RefSeq and is a predicted model, not a curated record.